AUGAACAACAUCGAGGAUUUACGAGAGACUGACUAUGAUUACACCCAACUCUUACAGACAAUUCAAGAUGAACAUCGCUUAAAUCCAGAACAAAAAAUUGUUUACGACCAAAUAUUGUCAUCAGUUAAUAGUAAUGAAGGGAAAAUGUUCUUUCUAGAUGCACCCGGGGGCACGGGUAAAACAUUUAUAAUUAAUUUAUUAUUAGCAAAAGUAAGGUCUGACAGAAAAAUUGCUCUUGCCGUGGCGUCGUCCGGUAUUGCAGCCACACUUUUGAAAGGCGGGCGAACUGCACAUUCCACUUUCAAACUACCUUUAAAAAUUUGCAGUGACGACGUCUCUAGCGUUUGUAACAUCUCAAAACAGAGUAAAACAGGUAAAUUAAUGCAGGAUUGUAGCUUGAUUAUUUGGGACGAAGCUUCCAUGUCCCAUAAAGCAUCAGUUGAGGCAUUAGACAGGACAAUGCGCGAUUUACGCAACAGAAAUUGCCCAAUGGGUGGCUGCACCGUUUUGUUUUCUGGAGACUUUCGUCAAAUUUUGCCAGUCAUAGCAAGGGGGACUAGAGCUGACGAAGUCAAUGCAUCACUCAAAAGAUCUUAUCUUUGGCCACAUAUUACAAAAUGUGAACUUAAUACAAAAAUGAGAAUUUUGUCCUCCAGUGAAGACAAUAAACAAUUUUCAAAUAACUUACUUCAAAUAGGUAAUGGUGCAUUUCAAUCCGGAAAUGUUAAAAUCAAUCUUAGUAACCUAUGUGCUUUGGUUCAAAAUGUGGAAGAAUUGGUUGAGACCGUAUAUCCCGAUAUUACUAAUAUAACUACAAAGACUUUAUGUUGGUUUAAGGAAAGGGCUAUAUUGGCACCUACUAAUGAACAGGUUGAUAAAAUUAAUCAUUUAAUUAUUUCCAAGUUUGAAGCACCAUCACAGAUAUACUAUUCAGUUGAUACAGUUUUGGAUACCGUAGAGGCAGUACAUUAUCCAACUGAAUUUUUGAAUUCUUUAGUUCCUCCCGGAAUUCCUCCACACAAGUUAAUAUUAAAAGUGGGUUCACCAGUGAUAUUACUUAGAAAUUUAAAUCCCCCAAAAUUGUGUAAUGGCACGAGACUCAAAAUAGUUAAAUUAAAAAACUUUCUAAUCGAAUGCACUAUUUUAACUGGCUGUGGUACUGGUGAUACUGUUUUAAUUCCUAGAAUACCGAUGAUUCCCUCCGAAUUACCCUUCCAAUUCAAAAGACUGCAAUUUCCAAUCAAAUUAGCCUUUGGUAUUACUAUUAAUAAGGCACAAGGCCAAACUUUAAAAGUUGCAGGAAUAGAUUUAACUGAUCAAUGUUUUUCUCACGGUCAGUUAUAUGUUGCCCUUUCAAGGGUGACAUGUAAAAAUAAUCUGUUUGUGUUUACUAACAAUCCGUCAGAAGUAAUGAACGUUGUGUAUAAGGAAAUAUUUCAAUAG
This is a messenger RNA of Melitaea cinxia (Glanville fritillary), 1443 nucleotides long. RefSeq names its product ATP-dependent DNA helicase pif1-like. Gene Ontology annotation, molecular function: DNA helicase activity. The record is from RefSeq and is a predicted model, not a curated record. Gene Ontology annotation, biological process: DNA repair; telomere maintenance. The coding region runs from base 1 to 1443 and encodes 480 amino acids. NCBI's taxonomy places the organism in Eukaryota, Metazoa, Arthropoda, Insecta, Lepidoptera, Nymphalidae. The transcript has a single exon.